CGCGUGCGCGUUUGUUUGGAUGGUCCAUGUGACACCGAGAAGCAAGAGACACAACCCCCCCUGCCGCUUAAAGUUAACGACUGUGCCGUCAUGGGCAAAAAGGACAAGAAGGAGAAAAAGGUGAAGGGGGUGGAGAAGACAGCGGCCAAGAUGGAGAAAAAAGUUUCAAAGAGGUCCAAACGAGAGGAGGAGGAUUUGGAGGCUCUGAUUGCUGAGUUUCAGAAUCUGGAUGCAACCAAGACCCAAGUUGUAGAGACGACAUCGCCGAGAUUGAGCGCUACUCUCUCUGCCCAUCCCGAGAAAGAGGAGCUCAUCCUGUUCGGAGGAGAAUUCUUUAAUGGAAGGAAGACGUACCUGUACAACGAUCUGUUUUUCUACAACAUCAAGAAGAACAGCUGGGUUAAAUCGGACAUCCCCAAACCCCCUCCGCCCCGCUGCUCCCACCAGGGCGCCCGGUGGUCCACCGGGUCGCAGCGGCCAUCGCAUUGUCCUCAGCAAGAAGCAGCUGUUGGUGUUCGGAGGUUUCCAUGAGAACACAAGGAUUGAGCGGCUGUGGAGAGACUUGUGGGUAGCUGUAACAAGCGUCUAGUACGAUGUUCUCCACUACCUUGAAGAAGAGGGCUUCCUCAGCAUCGACACCGCUACACACCUCUUCUGCUGCCACCUUGUGUUCCUCCCACGCCUGCAGGAUGACCUCAAUACUUUUCGCAGUGGUUGGGACAAUCAUUCGAUAAGAACUGAGAGCCAGAUGACCCCUAACCAGUUGUGGGUGCACAUCACCCAAUUCCUGGGCCAGAUAACACAGAGGAUAUGGACAUUCCAGAAAUCGAGUGGGAAAACAGUGGACUUCCCCAUGAUGACCACUCAAGCAUCAUUGUCCCAGAUGCAGAUUGCCCACUGACUGAUGAACAAAUGACAUCUUUAGGAGAUGCAGUUAACCCAAGAGCUGCAUCCCAGUCCUUUGGCUGUGAUAUUUACGUUGCUACUGUUCAGUUCUGUGAGCAAUUUCUUUCUCUGUAAAAUAACUGAAUUGAGAGUUGCACAGAGACAUAAACCCACACUCAAAUAAACCAAAUGGAUGUUGUCAAAGCUUU
Gasterosteus aculeatus aculeatus (three-spined stickleback) is the source of this 1094-nucleotide messenger RNA. The record is from RefSeq and is a predicted model, not a curated record. Lineage: Eukaryota; Metazoa; Chordata; Actinopteri; Perciformes; Gasterosteidae.